Molecule: messenger RNA, 5790 nt
Organism: Aphidius gifuensis
Lineage: Eukaryota; Metazoa; Arthropoda; Insecta; Hymenoptera; Braconidae
Product: sarcosine dehydrogenase, mitochondrial
Exons: 11
Coding region: 304-2973 (889 amino acids)
Cellular component (GO): mitochondrion
Molecular function (GO): protein binding; oxidoreductase activity
Source: RefSeq, a predicted model, not a curated record
CAAUGAAUCAUUGAAAGCCACAAAGAUCGAUUAUUGCGUACCGUUCGAUUACUUCAAAUUAAUCUCAUAAUUUUUCAUUAUGAUUAUAGUAUCUCUCCCUGUAAUGACCACCGAUAAUUAUUUUUUUAUUCAUCCCGUUCACUGAUUUAUCGUUAAAAAACUAUGUAGAAAAAAAUGAAUAAGUUGAUGAUUGGUUGAAACUUUAAUCGAACUCAAAGAUUAUGCAGACACCAAUUUGAGAAUUGUUGAUGUUCUGUUACAUUAUAUUAUAUACAUUGGACGACCACCAGCGUGAAAAGCAACAUGUUUCGUUUAGUCAAAACUAAGUUAACCGUUCCUGGGACGACCAGCAAAUGUUUUGCUGAUCAAAAAUUUAUCAAAAAAACUGGAGGAACUGCAAAACAAACAGUUCCUGAAUUCGCUGAUGUCGUUAUAAUCGGAGGUGGUAGUGCAGGAUGUCAUGCAUUGUAUUAUUUGACUAAGCGUGGAUGCAAAGCCAUACUUUUGGAGAAAUCAAAAUUAACGUCUGGAACAACAUGGCACAGCGCGGGGAUGUUUUGGCGUCUACGCCCGAAUGACGUUGACAUACAGCUACUUGAUUCAACUAGAAAACUGCUUAUUAAUUUGGAGAGUGAGACUGGUAUUAAUCCUGGUUGGACCGAAAAUGGUGGACUAUUCAUUGCUCAUAACAAGACAAGAAUGGAAGAAUAUAAGAGACUCGUGACUGCCGGUAAGUUUUUCGGAGUCGAGGCACAUGUGUUGUCACCACAAGAAGCUAAAAAUGUCUAUCCCUUGUUGGAUGAAAAAUCAUUCACUGGAGCAAUUUACAGCCCUCAAGAUGGUACAGUAGAUCCAACUAUGUUGGUUGAUGCUUUGACGAAAUAUGCAAGAAGUCAAGGAGCCAGGAUUAUUGAAGAAUGCCCAGUCACUCGAAUAUUAAUUCAAGAUAAUGGUUUUGGUGCGUCAAAAAACGUGACUGGAGUAGAAACGCCAUAUGGUACAAUACGCACAAAUUGUGUGUUAAAUGCAGCUGGAGUGUGGUCUAAAAAUUUAUCAAAAACGGCUGGUCUUGAUAUACCACUUAUUCCAAUGAAACAUGCAUAUGUUGUCACCGAAGCAAUUGAAGGUGUCCAGGGUAUGCCAAACAUUCGAGACCAUGAUAGUAGCAUUUACCUUAAAGUCCAGGGUAAUUCACUUCAUAUUGGAGGUUACGAGCCGAAUCCAGUAAUCUUGAAAUCAUUACCUGGUGAUUUCUCAUUUUGUCUAUAUGAACUUGACUGGACAAUUUUUAAUGUGCAUGUUAAAUCAAUGAUUGAAUUGAUACCAAAAUUGUCGACUACAGGAAUUAAAUCAACAGUUUGUGGUCCAGAAAGUUUUACGCCAGACCACAAACCAAUUAUGGGUGAAGAUCCACGAUGCAAUGGAUUCUUCUAUUCGUGUGGCUAUAAUAGUGCUGGAAUGAUGUUCGGUGGUGGCUGUGGUGAGCAAAUAGCCUCAUGGAUUAUAGAUGGACGACCUGAAAAGCACAUGUAUAAUUAUGAUGUUCGGAGAUUUACACCAGAACAAACCCGUGAUUCGGUAUGGGCCAACGAAAGAUCGCAUGAGGCAUACGCAAAGAAUUAUAGUAUUGUUUUUCCACAUGAUCAGCCGUUGAGUGGAAGGAAAUUCAAGACAGAUGAAUUCCAUGAUAUACUGUUAAAGUACGGUGCGGUUAUGCAAGAGGCUCAAGGAUGGGAGCGACCUGGUUGGUAUCAACCUGGCAAAAUCACCAUUAUUGAACCAUAUGAUUACUAUGGAAACUACGGUUCUUUGACGAAUAGCAAAGAUAAUUACGCGCGAACUUUGAAAAAAGAACACACUUUUAAUUUUCCGGAUCAUCAUCACACAAUCGGGGAAGAAGUUCAUGCAUGUCGUAACAAAGCAGUACUGUUUAACUUGUCAUAUUUUGGUAAAUAUUAUCUGUGUGGCCCGCAAUCAUGCGAUGCUGCUAAUUAUUUAUUCACGGCAAAUGUCAAUCGUGAGCUCAACAGGACAGUUUAUACGUGCACAUUGAAUGAAAAAGGUGGCGUUGAAAGUGAUUGUACAGUGACAUUAAUUGACACUGGCUCUGGUGGAGCAGUUGAUCCAAUAUUCCAGGGGAAGGCGUUUUACAUAGUCGCUGGUGGUUUAUCGUCAUAUCACACGUACUCUCAUUUAAACAGAACAAUCAGUAGACAAGGUUUCGAGGUGACACUCCACGAUGCUACUGAAAACAUGGGAAUUUUGUCCCUUCAGGGACCACACAGUCGCUCUAUUCUCGAAAGGUUAACAGAAACUGAUCUAUCUGGCAACCAAUUUCAAUUUUUGAUGUCUAAAGUAUUAUCAAUCAAGGGACAGAUUGUUCGUAUUUUUCGAAUAAGUUUCGUCGGUGAACUUGGCUACGAACUUCACAUACCUCGCGAAUCUUGCGGAAUUAUCAUAAACUUGUUGUUUGAAAUAGGUAAAGAUUACGAGCUCCAGCUUGCUGGUUUCCGGGCAAUGUACAGCUUGAGUUGUGAAAAAGGCUAUCAUCUGUGGGGAUCAGAUCUUCGACCCGAUGAUAAUCCAGUCGAAGCAGGACUUGGUUUCGUUUGUCGCCAACACGAUCUUUACCAGGGGAAAGAAGCAGUUGACAAACUCAAGACAAUUGGAGUAAAAAGAAAAUUGAUUCAUGUCCAUGUUAAGAAUGACAAAUUACCACUUUGGGGCUUAGAAACACUGUACAGAAAUAAUUCUGUGGUUGGAUACUUGAGACGGGCUGAGUACUCGUACUUUUAUGGGAACAGUAUUGGUCGUGCUUACAUUGUUAACCCUAAUGGUGAUAAUGUGACAAGACAUUUUAUUGAAACUGGCGACUAUAGUGUUGAAGUUAUGGGAGUUAAAUAUCCAGCAAAAGCUUAUUUAACUAGUACGUUUGAUCCGGAAAAUAAACGGAUUCACGGCAAUUACAGUUAAGUCAUUUGAAUGCAAUUUUUCAUGACUAUAACGACGGUCUAUUUAUGACCGGUUUUUAGUAACAUCACUACUACACUAUGUUAGCAACUACACUUUAAAAAAACGUCUACUGCACUACUACACUACUAAAGCUACUACACCUACUACACGUCUACUUCACUUUUCUUUGAAUCACUUACUACAACUCAUCAAUAUCAAUUUUUUGGGCGAAAUAGAAUUAUUAUUCAAAGUAGAUUUAUGAUUUUUAAUGUUUCAUCGAUGUUACGAAAUAUUAUACUUUGAGAAUGCUCAAGAGAGUACCUUCGUCAAUGAGUUUUCUUACCGAUUCUCUAAUAUUUUGAUAGAUGAAUCUUGAAAUUCCCCUGCAUCAAAUGAUCCUAAUUUCGUAAUUAUGUCCUAUCCAGUUUUCGAGAUAAUUGAUUCUUAACAGGUAAACUUUUCAAGAGGUUUAACAUUGCAUGUAUCCCAAAUAGAAAGUGAUGACGGGGACAAGCCUGGAAGAAGCCUGAUUUUCAGAGUCUGAGGCUUGUGUCAAACAUCGCUGACGGGCUUGUGCCAAGCCUGGAUGAACCCUGAAAUUUAUACAUCUAAUUACAAUAUUUUUUUAUUUUAAUUAAAUAUAUGCACAAGUCAAGUCUCGUGUCAGGUUUGUUGAAACAAUGGGCACCAGCUUGAUACGAAGCUGUGUUACUAGGCUUGUUUGAGACCAAGGAAACCAGUUGCCAGUUUGAUCCAAAAUUGAUCUGUUAAAAUUGAUAUUGUUUAGAUAAUUUAAAAGAAAAUUGAGAUUUUUGUCCCAUCCUGAUUCAGAAAUAUUGUCAAAUAAAGUUUACGAAAUACAUUAAUAUUUUACAUGAACAGUGAAGUCGAGUAGCAAUGAUGUGUCGCAAACAGCUGUACACUUAUUAUAUAUGUCACGUACAUGCAUACAUACAUCCUGAUGAAAAUAAACUUUUUUAUGCAAAUAAAUUGCAAUUUUUUUAAAUUAAUCUUUCUUAGGAUAACUAAACGCAUUAUAUAUUUCAACGAAUCUAUAAUAAAUUUUUCAACCUUUUUCUAGAACUAAAUUCAACAGCUGUCAACAACAACAAGCAUCGAAUAUUCACACACCCGGAAGUAUAUAUUCAACUAAACUUAGCCGAGAUUGGCUGGGAUUGGUACAGUAUAAGGCAAAAAUUUUGGGCUACAAUAUAGACUUUUUGUUUUCUUGAUUCGUGCGGAGGUACUCUCUUAAAACUAUAAUAAAUUAUUUAUACAUUCGAGUGGGAUAAAACUAUAACAGUUGUUGAUUUUCAAUCAUAAAGAUAAUGACAAAUUCGACACCAAACGCCAUUUUAUUUUAAAUAUUCGAAUUAUAUGAUGGCUAGACUCCACUAGUACAGCAGUACUACUCCAUAUCUGCACUUCUACUAUAAUUUUAGUUUAGUACACAAAACUACUACAAAAAGUGUAGUAGUAAAAAAACAACUCUUACCCUACGACCUAUAGUACACCCUACUUCACUCGACUGACACCACAGACUGACGCCACUACAACACAUAUGAAUAGCCCCUCGGGUUAUAAUUUUUAUAAACGUAUCAAAAAAUAAAUAAAAUUACAGUUACAUACUGUAAUUGAAUUUUGUCACGCUGUUCCCUGAAUGAAUAGAUCAUUCUGAAAGUUAUUAAAAUAGUCAAGUGUUUAUGGUUUUAGGACUGAAAAAAUUUCAGUCGAGGCCGAAGUCACUUCAAAAUUUAGCGAACACCGGAUUACAGAUUCCUUGUAAUCACACAAGAUUUCCGAUAAUUGCACAAUUUUUCUCUUUUUUGGUGUCAAUAUAUAUAUAUAUAUUGUAACCGAUUUUCUGACCUGCACGGCCAGAACUAUCGGCCAAGGUUAACAACGAGGAUUUCUCACCAUCCUCCUCAAAAUCACCGGGGGGAGCCAUGUUGGUUAUCUCGGAAGCCAACAGCCGUAGGAGUAACAAGAACAAAAUACGAGAACCUAACUCAGUCUUAGAAAUGGUAGAGGGGCGCGGUCCACCUGAUCGGACUAUGAAAUACGUAACCAAACCUGAGGGAACUAUCGUGAACCAAGUAGAGAUGCAAGCCGGUAUGGUAUUUGGUAUGGUAUGGUAUUUAAUACCGUAUUGAUACGGUAUGAUACCGCGGCCCUGAAAUGAUACCGAUACCCGGUAUUUUCCGUAUUUUUAUGCAAAAUACCGUAUCAGUUUUUACGAUACCGAAAUGCACCUCUAUAGUUGAAAAAUACGGUAUUGAUACCGGUAUCAAUACCGGUAUCAAUACCGCGAUACAGCGCUGGCGUCGGUCGGCCAUCUUUUAUUUUUGUGUAAACAAACAAAAAAAAAAAAAAAAAAACAGACGCUGGUGAGAGAGACAGAAGCAUGGAAGUAAAAAUUACAUAUUUACAUUGCAAAAGGUAUGAAAAAGUACAUUAAAAACAUAAAUAUUGUUGCUACAUUUAUUGUUAAGGGUUUAGAAAAUUGGAAAAAUAAUAUUUUUUGUCUAUUUUAGAUCAGAUUUCAGAAAAGUCCUAAAAAAUUGUGCUGGUGCUGGAAUAAAAUCCAAAAUUGUUGUGUUUGUCAGUUGGCAUGGUACAAAAAUUGAAAUAAGGUUGUGAAAAAAAAAGCUGUUGUGCAUUUGAUGUCAGUUGUUAUUAGUAAGUUUAUACGUUGAGUUUAUAACUUUUUAAGAUUGCUGAGAUUGAGUGAUAAAGAGAAGUAAAAUCUGGGCACCAUUUGAAUGGUGGAUGUCAUUGUCCAAGAUGUGUACACUAAGCAAAGUAGCAAGUGCAAUAUUCACUCUGAACAGUACCACA